UGAGAAUACUUCUUGGUCUUUGUUCACUGCUCUCUCUCUCUCUUUCUUUCUUUCUCCCUCUCGCUCUCGCUCUCGCUCUCUUUGCCGCUGACUCACUCACUCUCCUUCGUUCCCUCUCUGUUUCGUUCCUUCAGAUCUCUUCUCCGAUUCCGCCAGGUAUAGCAUGGCGAUGGAAGUUACUCAGGUGCUUUUGAAUGCACAAUCGAUAGAUGGGAAUGUACGGAAGCAUGCUGAAGAAAGUCUGCGACAGUUUCAGGAUCAAAACCUUCCUGUUUUCUUGGUCUCCCUCUCUGGGGAGUUAGCGAGUGAGGAUAAACCAGUGGAUAGCCGGAAGCUGGCGGGCUUGAUACUUAAGAAUGCGUUGGAUGCCAAGGAUGAGAACAGAAAGCGGGAGUUGGUUCAAAGAUGGUUGUCGUUGGAUCAUGCUGCGAAGACCCAGGUUAAGUCGUGCUUGUUGCAGACUCUCUCUUCUCUUGUGGUUGAUGCCCGGUCUACAGCAACUCAAGUUAUUGCUAAGAUUGCCGGGAUUGAGCUUCCUCAGAAACAGUGGCCUGAGUUGAUAGGGUCACUUUUAUCAAAUAUUCAUCAGGUUCCUGCCCAUGUCAAGCAAGCAACUUUGGAGACUCUGGGGUAUUUGUGUGAGGAAGUCUCUCCUCAGGUUGUUGAUCAAGAUCAAGUAAAUAAAAUACUUACUGCUGUAGUUCAAGGUAUGAAUGCGUCUGAAAGUGAUAAUGAUGUUAGGCUUGCUUCCACUAGGGCAUUAUACAAUGCUCUUGGAUUUGCUCAGGCUAAUUUUAGCAAUGAUAUGGAGCGUGAUUAUAUCAUGAGAGUUGUUUGCGAGACAACUAUGUCUCCCGAACUGAGAAUACGACUGGCAGGUUUUGAAUGUUUGGUCUCGAUUGCUGCGAUGUAUUAUGAGAAAUUGGCUCCUUACAUCCAGGGUAUAUAUGACAUCACAGCAAAGGCUGUUAGGAGUGACGAGGAGCCUGUUGCUCUUCAGGCCAUUGAAUUUUGGAGUACCAUUUGCGAUGAGGAGACUGAUAUCUUGGAAGAAUAUGUGGGUGAUUCCACAGGGGACUCUGAUAUGCCUUGUUUUUAUUUUAUUAAGCAAGCUCUUCCUGCACUUAUCCCUCUGCUUUUGGAAACAUUACUCAAACAAGAAGAGGAUCAGGAUCUGGAUGAAGGGGCGUGGAAUAUUGCUAUGGCAGGGGGUACAUGCCUUGGUUUAGUUGCUCGUACUGUUGGAGAUGAUAUUGUGCCACUGGUAAUGCCCUUUAUUGAGGAAAAUAUUACAAAACCAGAUUGGAGACCGAGGGAGGCGGCUACUUAUGCUUUUGGCUCUAUCUUGGAGGGGCCUUCCCCAGACAAAUUAGCAGCUCAAGUUAAUCGUGCUUUACCAUUUAUGCUUACUGCCUUAGUGAACGAUCCAAACAACCAUGUAAAAGACACUACUGCUUGGACUUUGGGACGAAUGUUUGAAUUUCUUCACAGUUCAAUUAUUGGUACACCAAUUAUUAAUGAGGGAAAUUGCCAACAGAUCAUUACAGUUCUCCUUCAGAGCAUGAAGGACGUCCCCAAUGUUGCUGAGAAAGCCUGUGGUGCUCUGUAUUUUCUCGCCCAAGGCUAUGAGGAUGAGGGACUCGCAUCUCCUCUAACUCCUUUUUUCCAAGAAAUUGUUCAUUCCCUUCUUACUGUUACCCACAGGGAGGAUGCUACGGAAUCACGAUUAAGAACUGCAGCAUAUGAAACAUUGAAUGAAGUGGUAAGGUGUUCCACUGAUGAAACAGCUCCUUUGGUGUUAGAACUAGUGUCAGUCAUCAUGAUAGAGCUACACAAAUGUCUUGAAUCACAAAAUCUUUCAUCUGAUGAAAGAGAGAAGCAGAGUGAACUUAUAGGCCUUCUUUGUGGAUGCUUGCAAGUGAUUAUACAGAAGUUAGGGUCUUCAGAAGCUACAAAAUAUGCUUUCUUGCAGUAUGCUGAUCAGAUAAUGGGAUUGUUCCUCAGGGUCUUUGCUUGCAGAAAUGCCACUGCACAUGAAGAGGCAAUGCUAGCAAUUGGAGCUCUUGCCUACACGAUAGGCCCUGAUUUUUCUAAAUACCUGCCUGAAUUUUAUAAGUUUAUGGAGAUGGACCUUCAGAAUUUUGAAGAAUACCAAGUAUGUGCUGUUACUGUUGGUGUGGUAGGGGACAUAUGCAGGGCAUUGGAGGAUAAAAUACUUCCUUAUUGUGAUGGGAUUAUGACUCAACUUCUCAAGAAUUUGUCAAGUGAUAAUUUGCACCGAUCUGUAAAGCCUCCAUUAUUCUCAUGCAUUGGUGAUAUAGCUCUUGCAAUAGGAGAUAACUUCAAUAAGUAUUUAAUGUAUGCGAUGAACACGCUACAGCUUGCUGCAGAAAUGUAUGCCCACACGUCAGGUUUUGAUGACGAGAUGACUGAGUACAUUAAUUCCUUGAGAAAUGGGAUAUUGGAGGCAUAUUCUGGGAUUUUUCAAGGGUUUAAGAACUCAUCGAAAACUCAGCUCUUGAUUCCAUAUGCUCCUCAUAUCCUCCAGUUCUUGGAUAGCAUAUACAUGGAAAAAGACAUGGAUGACGUGGUUAUGAAAACAGCAAUUGGAGUGCUUGGAGAUCUUGCUGAUACUCUUGGAAGCAACGCUGGUUCUAUAAUACAACAGUCUUUGUCAAGCAGAGAAUUUUUAAAUGAAUGUUUGACCUCAGAAGAUCAUUUGAUUAAAGAAUCUGCUGAGUGGGCCAAGUUGGCUAUCAAUCGUGCUAUAUCUGUUUGAGGUUCAUCUGAUUUAGCAUAUCCUUUAUCAUAAACUACAUGCAUGCAUUUGGGUGAGUUGAGGGCAGCGGGUCUUGGGAUUGCAUGUGUCAAAUCGUCUGCAUAGUCACUGGUCAGACAACGGAAGGUAUCUAUUAGAAGGUCUUCAAGUUGUCACUAACUCUUGCAUCAUCACCAAUGCAUCACUGACUUUUGCAUGAGCACCACUGAGUCCAGCACGGUCAAGAGGAGGAAGAAGGUAUUGGCGGGUUUGCAAAUGUGGGUCCUGUAGGUCUUCAUGAAGCAUAUAGUUGGUUGAAUGGCCGAAUGGAGGUAACUGAUUCAUGAUUCAUGAUUCAGAAGCUAACCUUCUCUUAGUUGGACUUGGAUAUUGAGCUUGAAGUUGGUAUCAUCCAAGAACGGACCCUUUCUAGGCUGAAAAUGGAUUUUUUUUUCCUGAACUGGUCAUGGGUGAUUGGAAAGGAUGAACCUCACAGGGUUGAACUGGUUUUCAUCAGCACCACCUAAGUGCUUUGUUUCUAGAAAAUCCUCUUCAUUUUUCUGACUUUUAACCCUGCAUCAUCUUGAAUUAUUUUGUUCAUCGUCCCGUUGUGUAUAAAUGGUCCCUAGGCUGUUUAUCAUCCAUAUUAAUUUCUCUCUCCUUUAUUACAUUUCUAGGGUGAGGGUCGUUUGUAGUUGGUGACCCAGAAGGGGAGAGAUUAUUUCCUACUUGCAUUAUGCAUUUCUGUUUUGAUGUCAGUUUCUUAGGUCAAAAAUCAUCAUGCAUUCAUGAAAUAAGCAUCCCUUUCUAAAUUUCUUUGUUUUGAAAUGUUCAUAUAUUGGCUAUUCAUAUGGAUUGGAACCAAAACUGGUCUUAUAUUUGUGAUGUCAAAAGAACCAACAGAUUGCGUUGGAUUGCUGCGUUUGUUAUUUUGGGAAUUUUGAUGCACUGGGCAUUCAAGUGUUAUUUCCUGUAUUAUUAUGGUUUGGUGAUAUGAACUUUUUUGUUCCCUGAGACAAUAUGAAAUUGUAUAUAAUGUUUGGCUACUUUCAA
Molecule: messenger RNA, 3811 nt
Organism: Lotus japonicus
Lineage: Eukaryota; Viridiplantae; Streptophyta; Magnoliopsida; Fabales; Fabaceae
Product: importin subunit beta-1-like
Exons: 3
Coding region: 164-2779 (871 amino acids)
Biological process (GO): protein import into nucleus
Cellular component (GO): cytoplasm; nucleus
Molecular function (GO): small GTPase binding; nuclear import signal receptor activity
Source: RefSeq, a predicted model, not a curated record